GAACGUAUGUUUUUCCGAACUUGUACGACUACUGAUUAGUAAACAAAUGUGUAAUGUAAACACAUUUGAUUUUCACUAAAUACUGUUAAAGGGUGGGUCGCACAAAUGGCGAACUUCCGGUAGUAGUCCAGUUGUCGAGAACGCGGUUUGGGGAAAUAACCAGAACGCGCUUAAUUAAUUCACUAUCUCCGAACACUACGGGACACCGGACAGCGACGUGUGUACACAUUGGCUACGACUACGACAGGAUGUCAGACAGCGAGUCCAUCAAGAAAAUGCUGCGCUCUGUACUCCAAUCUAGCAAGGAGGGUGUGAAUAUUCAAAGCCUGCAGUUUGAGUACCGCUCACUCUGUGGAGAGAAUAUCCCGUUGAGAAAACUGGGCUUCCUCAAUUUGGAAGACUAUCUCCGAAGCAUACCCUCUGUGGUGCGGCUGGACUACCACAAUGGAGAAUUGAGAUGCUACGCAGGAGUCUGCAGUGAGACGGCACACAUCGCCCAGCUGGUAGCACGACAGAAGAGUUCCAAGAGAUCGGGAUGCUCCCAAAUCGUCAACUGCAAGAUGAGACGCAUAGCUUCCGACCCUUACAUGCGUCGUGGGUGGCCCGUGUCCUCUCUACGGCAGCCUUCAGGUGGCGGUGCUUUGAGGCCAGCCAACCGCUUUCAACCCCAUGGUGGCUACAGAAGCUUCAGCGACUCGCAUGAUGUCAAGUCCAGGCAAGCCGGCCAGUCCUUUAUGCUACCAGUAGAGCACCGACAAUCAGCGCCUCAGCCAGUUGUGAAACCGUCUGCUGCACCUGACAGGGCCAAGAAGUUGGUAAUGCCCCAGAAAUCCAAAGAGAAACCAGCCGAACAAGUCUCCAGAAACAACUGCCCUGAGUCAACACUGUAUGACAAGACUGUGGUCCAGAGAAGAUUAAUCCAGCUUUUGAAGAAGUACUGCUCUGGGCUGUGGAUCUCGAAACUGCCAACUGUCUUCAGUGAAAUGUUCAAGCAGCAGCUCCCUCCUCAGGCGCUCAAUGAUCUGGAAAAGUGGACAGACGUUUGUAUGGUAGAGAAGUCAUGUAGCACCAAAGGCGACUUCCUGGUUUACCCCCCUCUGCCUUCUUCAUCUGCGCCACAAAGCAGCCUGUCUGAAGGCCCUGCAAAACCUUCCGUCAACUUGAGCACGAUAUGUACAUUAGAUUCUUCACAGGUGUCCACCUCUGACCCUAGAGUUGGCUCCAUAGAGACCGUAGCUAACCCAGCACUCACUUUGGCUUCACAGCCAACAGAUUAUUUUACAUCUUUGGAGGUGCCACAAAAGUUAGGCAAUAGUCUGGCAGUCACACCUGACGUCAACCUUGAACAAACUGCUCAUCCUUUGGCACCUAUGAGGAAAUAUCCUCCAAAAACCAACACUCCUGCAAUUACUCCUCCUUGUCAUACCCCCUCUGAAGAUUUACCACCACAAAAGUCCACCUCAUCAUUGAACUCUUGCCCUUAUCCUCCCGUUAAGUCCUGUGCUGCCAUUUUGCCCGCUGAUGUGUGUCAAAGACUAAAGGAACUUCUAUCCAAGUACACGAAUGGGCUGUGGGUCCAUGCGUUGCCCAAACUUUUCCUGGAUGCUUACAAGGCCCCAUUCCCUGAGCUUUUUAUGGAUAAAUUAUCUCUCCUUCCGGACCUCUGCACUGUGGAAUACCCUAUUCCACAUGACGGCAAGAAGGCCAUCAUAUAUGCACCCAUGAGAGUAAAACUGGAAGGAACUGCGAGUACACACAGUCAGAACACCAGAAGCGACCAGCUUCCAUCUGGUCUGGAGGUCACUGGCCCUGUAGUUCCUGCCUGUCUAGUUCAUCCCUCAAUGCAGUAUCCCUCUGUGCUGGUUACUGAUGCCAAAAGCAGUAACAUAGUUACUAUCAGGUAUGUUGGCGAGGACUAUUCCACAGCCCAGGAGGCAAUGGAGGAUGCUAUGCUUUCCUUGUAUGAACAAAGCACCACCGUCCAGCCUCUCUCAGAACUUGCUGUGGGUCAGCUCGUAGCAGUCAAGGGGGAGAAUGGCAACGACCUGACUCGAGCUCAGGUUAUUAAAGUGACCAACAACAUCAUCAAGGUUUACUAUUUGGAUCACGGCUUUGCUGCGGAGAUUCCUCUAGAAAAUCUUCUGCCUUUGCACCAUGACUUCCUUUCACUGCCCUUCCAAGCCACCAAUGUUAGGCUGGCAGGUUUAGAGGCAUUCAGUUCCCAUCCCGCUGUGUUGUCCUGCUUGGAGAAGGUUGCGGUUGGAAAGAUUCUGCUCAUGGAGAUACUGGGUUCUUCUACUCACCCAAAUGACUUGCCUGAGGUGUUGCUUUAUGACACCUCACAAGAUGAUGACAUCAAUAUCAACUCUGUCUGCUUAAAGGAGCUGCAAGACAAAACCAUGAAUAACCCCUUAACCGUGAAUUCUAUCUAUCAGGGUGUAUGUGUCACAAAUAUUUGUGCGGAAGGCAUCGUCUUUUGCCAGCUGCCCUCCAGAGGAACCACAAGACUUAGCAAAUUAUUGGAAGAAACAGAAGCAUUUUUGUUCUCCCAGAUGACCUCUGAGUACUUGGUUUCUAAACCCUUCAAUGGCAAGAUGUGUCUGACCUGCUAUAAAGACAAAUGGUGCAGAGCAGAGAUAACCAACCUUCAUGGCAACAGGGUCAUUGAAGUGGUCUUAAUUGAUUUGGGCGUCAUGGCAACAGUAGAGGUCACUGAACUUCGAGAGAUACCCCCUCUUUUCCUCCAAGACUUUGCCCUCAUCCCACCACAGGCCAUUAAAUGUCGUCUGGUGGAUGUGACCGUUCCAGAAGGUGACUGGAGCCUAGAAAUUGUUUCCUGGUUGAAGAAUGCUGUCCUGGGGGUUGAUGAUUGUAAAAUGAAGAUUGUGAAGUUGGAGGAGCACAAAGAAGGGAUACUUGUGUACAUGUACCUAUUUGUUGCUGCUGACCACGAGGACAUGCAUCAGAGCAUCAACCAUAAAUUGAGCGACCCAGAAUUAUGGCAGACACUCAAUGGCAAAAAAGGCUGCACGGCUACUGGAAAUGGCAGUGAUUCAGUCAAGAGACUGGCUGUGAGCAACCCAACUUGUCUUCAUCCACAACUAUGUGAAUCAUCUUCAGCAGAAACAAUCACCACAAUGCCGCCACCUCUGGAGCUCCCACUGCUUGGUCAGAACAUGGAUGUUUAUGUACCAGCGGCUUGCCACCCUGGUUAUUUCGUGCUGCAGCCGUGGCAGGACCUGCAUAAAUUGGUCGUGUUGAUGGGACAGAUGAUGCUCUACUACAAUCAGACUGUCACCACCACAACUGGGCAGAUCAAGAAAGGAGACAUCUAUGCAGCCAAAAUAGGCAAAAAUUGGUACCGUGCAGUGGUGAAGGGGAUUCUGUCCAACGGCCUGAUUUCCAUUUACGAGUUGGAUCACGGAAAACAUGAACUCAUGCGCAGCUCUUUCCUCCGACCUUUGAUUGAGGAAUUUCGACAGCUGCCUUUUCAGGCCAUCAUUGCGCAGCUGGUGUGCCAAAGUGCCAAUGGUCAGAAGCCACGUCCUUGGUUCAUGGAGAUACUGGGUUCUUCUACUCACCCAAAUGACUUGCCUGAGGUGUUGCUUUAUGACACCUCACAAGAUGAUGACAUCAAUAUCAACUCUGUCUGCUUAAAGGAGCUGCAAGACAAAACCAUGAAUAACCCCUUAACCGUGAAUUCUAUCUAUCAGGGUGUAUGUGUCACAAAUAUUUGUGCGGAAGGCAUCGUCUUUUGCCAGCUGCCCUCCAGAGGAACCACAAGACUUAGCAAAUUAUUGGAAGAAACAGAAGCAUUUUUGUUCUCCCAGAUGACCUCUGAGUACUUGGUUUCUAAACCCUUCAAUGGCAAGAUGUGUCUGACCUGCUAUAAAGACAAAUGGUGCAGAGCAGAGAUAACCAACCUUCAUGGCAACAGGGUCAUUGAAGUGGUCUUAAUUGAUUUGGGCGUCAUGGCAACAGUAGAGGUCACUGAACUUCGAGAGAUACCCCCUCUUUUCCUCCAAGACUUUGCCCUCAUCCCACCACAGGCCAUUAAAUGUCGUCUGGUGGAUGUGACCGUUCCAGAAGGUGACUGGAGCCUAGAAAUUGUUUCCUGGUUGAAGAAUGCUGUCCUGGGGGUUGAUGAUUGUAAAAUGAAGAUUGUGAAGUUGGAGGAGCACAAAGAAGGGAUACUUGUGUACAUGUACCUAUUUGUUGCUGCUGACCACGAGGACAUGCAUCAGAGCAUCAACCAUAAAUUGAGCGACCCAGAAUUAUGGCAGACACUCAAUGGCAAAAAAGGCUGCACGGCUACUGGAAAUGGCAGUGAUUCAGUCAAGAGACUGGCUGUGAGCAACCCAACUUGUCUUCAUCCACAACUAUGUGAAUCAUCUUCAGCAGAAACAAUCACCACAAUGCCGCCACCUCUGGAGCUCCCACUGCUUGGUCAGAACAUGGAUGUUUAUGUACCAGCGGCUUGCCACCCUGGUUAUUUCGUGCUGCAGCCGUGGCAGGACCUGCAUAAAUUGGUCGUGUUGAUGGGACAGAUGAUGCUCUACUACAAUCAGACUGUCACCACCACAACUGGGCAGAUCAAGAAAGGAGACAUCUAUGCAGCCAAAAUAGGCAAAAAUUGGUACCGUGCAGUGGUGAAGGGGAUUCUGUCCAACGGCCUGAUUUCCAUUUACGAGUUGGAUCACGGAAAACAUGAACUCAUGCGCAGCUCUUUCCUCCGACCUUUGAUUGAGGAAUUUCGACAGCUGCCUUUUCAGGCCAUCAUUGCGCAGCUGGCAGGUGUGCCAAAGUGCCAAUGGUCAGAAGCCACGUCCUUGGUCUUCAGGAACCAUGUGGAGAAGCAAGCACUUGUGGCCCAGAUUGAAAAUAUCCAAGAUGAGUCAGAUGUCCCAGAGGAACUAUGGGAGCGCAAGUUAACUGUGUAUUUAGUGGACACCAAAGUAGACGACAAGGACCUUUGGAUCCACACCCUCAUGGGGGACAUGUGCAGUGAGCCAUCUUCCCCUACUUAGAGACACAGCAAUGUUGUUUCUAAUGUUGGAUUUAGUUUGCUGUACCUGAUGCAUGUUAUUGAGAUAUUUGUUUUUGUGCAUGUACUUUUGAAAUAUGACAGAGUUCCCUGCUUUUUGUUAGCAUGCUUCUGUUUUAAAAGCUUGCAAGUGCAAUUUAAAAAGAAAUUGACAGUG
Messenger RNA from Hippocampus comes (tiger tail seahorse), 5201 nucleotides. RefSeq names its product tudor domain containing 7 a (gene tdrd7a). Lineage: Eukaryota; Metazoa; Chordata; Actinopteri; Syngnathiformes; Syngnathidae. Bases 249 to 5027 code for a protein of 1592 amino acids. The transcript is spliced from 31 exons. The record is from RefSeq and is a predicted model, not a curated record.